Molecule: messenger RNA, 1175 nt
Organism: Camellia sinensis
Lineage: Eukaryota; Viridiplantae; Streptophyta; Magnoliopsida; Ericales; Theaceae
Product: peroxidase 10
Biological process (GO): hydrogen peroxide catabolic process; response to oxidative stress
Molecular function (GO): heme binding; peroxidase activity
Source: RefSeq, a predicted model, not a curated record
UCCUAACUCACACUGUACUUGCGACAGCUUUAGAUAUUCUCUAGUUCACAUUCAAGCUAUGAGUCCAAGUGUCUGCAAACUUUCUUUUGUUCCCUUGUUUUGCCUCUUGUUUCUUGGUCAUUUUGUAUGUGGUCAACUUGACUAUAAAUUUUAUGAUGUCAUGUGUCCAAACCUGACAAAUAUCGUCAGAUCCAGUGUCUGGUCAGCCAUUGCCAAUGAUACUAGGAUGGCAGCCUCUCUCCUGCGACUGCACUUUCACGACUGUUUUGUUAAUGGAUGUGAUGGAUCCGUGUUGCUUGAUGGUACUGAUGGGGAGAAAUUCGCAUUUCCUAAUCAAAAUUCACUUAGAGGUUUUGAAGUCAUUGAUGCGAUAAAAACUAACGUGGAGAUAGCUUGCCCAUCAAUGGUUUCUUGUGCUGAUAUACUGACUCUUGCAGCGAGAGAGGCUGUCUUUCUCACAGGAGGGCCUUACUGGGCUAUAGCCUUAGGUCGUCGAGAUGGCUUAACAGCAAAUCAGACUGCAGCUAACACAGAUCUCCCGUCGCCUUUUGACCCCUUGGAAAAUAUUACUGCAAAAUUUACUUCAAAGGGUCUAGACAGAAAUGAUGUGGUUGUGCUAUCAGGUGCACAUACUAUUGGCUUUGCUCAAUGCUUCACAUUCAAGCCAAGGCUCUUCAAUUUUGACGGGUCCGGUAAUCCUGAUCCAACCCUCGAUGCAUUGCUGCUAAGCAAUUUGCAGAGCUUGUGCCCAAAUCAAGAUAAUUCCGACACCAACUUGGCUCCUUUGGAUCGUGUUUCAUCUUCCAGGUUUGACAACAAUUAUUAUAACAACCUCUUGAACAAUUCCGGGCUCCUCGAAUCGGACCAAGCCCUUAUGGGGGACAACAGGACUGCCGCAAUGGUCAACAUCUACAGCAAAUUCCCAUUUCUGUUCUCCAAAAAUUUUGGAGUAUCAAUGGUGAAGAUGAGCUACAUAGGUGUUCUUACAGGACAAAAUGGGCAGAUAAGAAAGAAUUGCAGGGUGGUGAACUAGAAAUCUAUUUAUGUAAUGUGUAGUCAGUCUUCAAAAGUGUUGCUAGGGUUUAAGACGGAAUGCAGAUCUGUAACAUAAACGAAGUUGCGUCAUUUGAUGCAUAAAUAAGUACUGUUGGAUAUGCAAAGUAGGAGCUUCUCAA